Molecule: messenger RNA, 1263 nt
Organism: Argentina anserina (silverweed cinquefoil)
Lineage: Eukaryota; Viridiplantae; Streptophyta; Magnoliopsida; Rosales; Rosaceae
Product: cytosolic sulfotransferase 13-like
Biological process (GO): sulfation
Cellular component (GO): cytoplasm
Molecular function (GO): sulfotransferase activity
Source: RefSeq, a predicted model, not a curated record
CAGACCUUCAAAGCCGAAGCCAACUGAUGCAUGCAGUCGCCAACUAUAUAACCGAAGCCCUCCAUGCUCGUUAGCAGGCAAUAGCAUCUGAUCGUUUUGGUACCAUGUCACUUCCUCAAUCUUCUCCUGUUAGUCACCUGUUUCAAGAAACUGAGCUCAUCAGCCAAGAAACCAGAGACAUGAUAUCCACUCUACCUAGAGAAAAAGGGAGUUGGAUGACUGAUCUCCAUCAGUACCAAGGCUUUUGGUACUCCAUCUCUUUAAUGCAAGGAGUCAUGGCGUCCCAAAAACACUUUCAGGCGCAAGCUUCUGAUAUCUUACUUGUUACUCCUCCCAAAACAGGUACCACUUGGCUUAAAGCAAUUUUGUUUUCCCUAGUUUAUCGAGGAAAGUAUCAUCCUCAUGAGCACCCUUUGCUCACAAAAAACCCACACGUUCUUGUACCCUACUUGGAGAUCGAUCUGUACCUUCAGAACCCGGUACCUGACCUCAUGAACGGCUAUGCGUCUCCUCGGCUUCUUAAAGUUUGAACUCACUCACCACUUGUUUCUUUACCAGAAUCGGUGAAAGACUCUGCUUACAAGGUUGUAUAUCUGUGUAGAAACCCCAAGGAAUUUGUUUCAUUCUGGCAUUUCAUGAACAAAUUGAGACCUGAGGGUUGGGGAACCAAUCCAGUUGAAGAAGCAUUGGAAAACUUCUACAGGGGAGUGAAUAUGUAUGGACCCUUCUGGGAUCAUGUGUUGGGGUAUGGGAAUGAGAGCUUGAGAAGGCCUGAAAAAGUACUUUUCCUUAAAUAUGAGGAGCUGAAAGAACAACCAGGUUUUCAUUUGAUGAGGCUAGCUGAGUUCCUGGGGUUCCCAUUUUCCCCAGAAGAAGAGGCGCAAGGAGUGGUGGACAACAUUUUAAGGAUGUGUAGUUUUGAGAAUCUGAGCAAUCUGGAUGUGAACAAAAAUGGGAACUUGCCGUAUGGCGUGGAGCAUAGGGCUUUCUUUCGGCGAGGGGAGGCUGGAGAUUGGAGGAAUCUUUUGACAGCUGAGAUGGCAGAAAAGGUAGACCGUAUCACUGAAGAGAAGUUGCAAGGUUCUGGAUUGAAAUUCUAUAUUGACUGGGAAGUUACCGUCCGGCGAGGAGCAUAAUGCUUUCUUUCGACGACGAGAGGCUGCAGAGAGGGAAAAUGUUUCGACAGCUGAGAUGGCGGAACAGCUGGACAACAUCACUGAAGAGAAGUUGCAAGGUUCUUGAUUGAAAUUUUAUGUUCGCUUA